Molecule: messenger RNA, 2153 nt
Organism: Cuscuta campestris
Lineage: Eukaryota; Viridiplantae; Streptophyta; Magnoliopsida; Solanales; Convolvulaceae
Source: the annotation of a GenBank genome assembly
UUCCUUCGUUUUGCAGCAUCACUACAUAAUCGAUUGUCGAAUCCCAUAAUCGAUUAUUGCGUGUCCCAGAACUCUCAAUCUAAGGCUGCAUCACUCCUUAAUUCCUCCUCAAAAUAGUAACUCGUUAAGACCCCGGGUCUCGGGUAUAUCAUUUGCAUGAGUGCAUAAUUUGCUGAGUGAUAAGGUUUACAUCAUGAAGUUUCAACUAGAUUUUGCUUUCAUGCGCAUAAUUUCUAAAGCUUGUAAGGGGUUCUGUGAGAUAUUUGGUGCUGGAUCAGUUCCAUGCCAAUUUUUUUCUCAAUACAUCUUCACAAAGCGUCUUACCGAAUGUUUUUUCAUGAUUGGGGAUACAUCUUAGCAUUUGUUAUUUUAACAUUCAAUGUAGCAUUGUCCCAUUGGUGUAUUUUCCACCGGAGUAAAGCAGAGCAGGUAGCUGCAACAUGGGAUAAGCAAUUCAAGAGUUCUGAGAUGGUCCUUAAAGUCCCACUUCUUUAUCUUGCUAAUGAUAUACUACAGAACAGCAAGCGGAACGGAAAUGAGUUUGUCACAGAGUUCUGGAAGUUUCUUCCUUCUGCAGUCAAAGAUUUGGUGGAGAAUGGCGAUAGUAGUGCAAGGAAUGUAGCCUCUAGAUUGGUUAAAAUAUGGGAAGAGAGGAAGGUUUUUGGAUCUCAGUCUAAGAGCCUUAAUGAUGUUAUGCUUGGGAAUGAAUUGCCCGCACCAUUGCAAUUUCACAGGAAAAGGUCUCGUUCUGUCAAGAUAUUGAAAAGGGAUUCAAGGUCCUUAAGAACGAAAUUGUCAAUUGGAGGACCAGCUGAAAAAAUAGUGUCAGCACUUCAUUUGGUGCUUAGUGAGAUCACCAGUGAAGAGGAAGAAAUGAGUAAAUGCAAGUCUGCAGUCCUCAGAAUAAGAAAGAUUGAGAAAGAUGUUGAUACAACCCUUACAACAGCAAGUGAUCCAAACAGAAAGAUAUUGUCAAAAGAGCUUGAGGAGGAAGAAAAUGCAUUGAAGAAAUGCAUUGAGAAACUUAAAGUAGUUGAAGCAAACAGAUCUACCCUUGUGUGUCGGUUAAGAGAAUCGUUAAAUGAACAGGAAUCUGAGCUAGAGAAUGUUCGCACUCAGAUACAGGUCGCGCAGGCUCAGACAGAGGAAUCUAGGGACAUGCGGAGACAUUUAGAUGAUGAAAGUUAUGUGGCGGAUUCAAAGCCUUCAACAACGGCUGAACUAAGUGCCAAAGAUGGGAAAAAGACGGCUGCAGCAAUUGCAGCGGAGGUCGCGGACAAGCUCACAGCAUCCACGUCUUCUCAGUAUAUCAUGUCAUCAGUUCUCUCCACAUUUGCUGCCGAGGCAGCAAAGAACGCCGGGCAUACGAAUGCCUCUCCAGCGGCGUUCCCAUUAACGCCACCCCUGCCGACACCCACCAUCAAUACGGCAAACUAUUCGUUGCCAAUGUCAGAACGACCCCUUCCUGUUAUUAUGCCUUCACAGCCGGCGAACCCUCCACCUCCUCCUCCUCCUUACCAAUCGGUGCUGGUUUUGCAACACCCGACAAUGCAGCAGCAGAGCCAUCACUUCCACUCACUUCCUCCAAACCCACCGCCGCCCAUGCAGACAUAUAUUCAGCAGCCAUCAGGUGGAAUUGUUGCAUCAUAUGGCUACCCUAGGAUCCCAUCUUCCACAUUCUUGGUUCCCUUGGCCCAGCCACCGCCACCGCCACCGCCACCACCACUGCAGCAACAUCUAACAAUGCCUCACCAAUCACCUGCACUACAAUUACCUCAACAUCUGCCUCCCCUUCCUACCUUCAAUCCAUUAUUACAUAGGUAAAACGCUUAAGGUAAUUUAUAAGCUUUGAGUUAUCUAUUCGUGAAGCAAGCGUUCGUUCAUGUGAGAUCGAUCUCCCGCGCGCCCCAUGUGUUGUCAUACUUGUUGAUCUAGGCCUUGUAGUUGUUUUUUUCUUAAAUUUUUCUUUUGUGUAAAAUCAUAUGGAUGGUGGUUAGGGCCAUUUGCAAUUUUGAAUUGAUAGAAUAAAAAAUUCGAGUGAAAUCAAUCCUAAUCAAGAGUCAUUUCUUCAACCCACAUCAUUUUUAUGUAUUAUGUAACUAGUACGACACAUGUAUGAUGCACAGCAAAAACAUUAAAAAUGUUACUCCAUU